GGUUGCACUGCUUCAUCACAAGGUUUUGGGAAGAAGACUAAGCUUCAGCCAGCACUCUGUGUCGGCUCUCUGUGUUGCCGACGUGUAACUCUGUGCACUGAGCUCACCUGGAGGGGCACUCCAACCAGCCGAGGCUUUCUGUUGAUGGGUAGACUUUUUGCCCAGAGCUGAUGGAAGCCGAGAGAGUGCGGGCUGCUGUCACUGAGCCUCGCAGCAGCGCGGGGUAUUCGGGACCCCUGCCCCUUGGAGAAGCUGGGGGUGUAAGGGUCCCUUUAAUAGGAACUCUUUGCCCUCUGGAUUGAGUCGGUGUCCCAGCGCCUGCGCUCUGCACGGCUGGCGGUGCCUUUAAGGUGAAGUUGCUGAUUUCGUCAUUGCAGCCGAUUGAGGGGAGGAAGGGAAAGAGGAAAGAGAGAGAGAGAAGGAAAGAAAGAAAGUAAAAAAGAAAGGAGAGAGAAGGAGAAGGGGUGCCGGCGCUAGGGCUGUCUGGAGUCUGGAGUCUGGAGUCUGGGGUCUGGGGUCUGGGGUCUGGACAUCACGUCAAGGAGUCAGACAGACAGACACUGUGUGGAAGUUAGGCUGCAGCUCAGGGGCUGGACGGCAGGAGCCCAGGGUUAGGGGAGAGGGAGACACACACAUACAGACAGAGACAGAGUGACAGGAGGAAGGGAGGGGGAGCUGAGCAGCCGCUGUCACUGAGCUGACAAUCACAGAGCGCUCCAAAGCAAACAAAAGCUGCAAGUUGCUCGGAGGCUGACGAUCCUCGGCGCCAGAGAGAGAGAGAGAGUAUGGGAUCCACCUGAUCGCCUUCCGGAAAACCGGGCAGCCCUUCUCCCUCGCCGCUUUCCCAACGCCGGGAGGAAACUGCACGGAAACUGAUCGGCGCCGCGUCCCUUUUCGGAUCGCCCGGAGCGGAGUGCAGUCGGGGAGAUGUCUGUGCCCAAUGUGCUGGCAAAAGCCUUGUACGACAAUGUGGCUGAAUCACCAGAUGAACUCACAUUUCGCAAAGGGGAUAUCAUGACGGUUUUGGAACGUAACACCGGAGGUUUAGAAGGAUGGUGGCUCUGUUCACUACAUGGGCGACAAGGUAUCGUGCCUGGCAACCGCCUAAAGAUCCUGGUGGGAAUGUAUGAGAAAAAACAGCCAACCUCCAGCCAAGCACAACAGGCCCCACAAUCACCACAGCCUUACCAGCAACAGAAUGUAUACCAAAUGCCAUCCCAGUCUUCACAGUAUACAGCUAUGCACCCUGCUUACCAACAGGGAGACAAUGUCUAUAUGAUGCCCUCAUCAAACAAAGUACAACAGAAUUUGUAUCAGGUUCCUCCUGCACUACAAAACCAGUCUAACAAGUGCCCAGUCACUCCAACAAAAUUGCAGCAACAGACAUUGUAUCAAAAGACAACAUCUCAAGGCCAGUUGACCCAGUCCAUGAACCCAACGCAGGAGAUUUACCAGGUGCCUCCAUCUAUGAACCAAUCCCAGGAUGUCUACCAGGUACCAUCAAAGAGUCCACCUCAGGAUAUCUAUCAGGUGCCCCCAUCCACUGGGUCUGUGCAAGAUAUCUACCAAAUACCUCCAUCCAUGAAUCCAGCCCAGGACAUCUACCAAGUACCUCCAUCCAUGAAUCCAGCCCAGGACAUCUACCAAGUACCUCCAUCCAUGAAUCAGUCACAGGACAUCUACCAGAUACCUCCUUCCCUGGAAAAGACAAAUUGGGAAGGAACAAAACCAAUGGGAAAGGUUGUCCUUCCAACACGCGUUGGUAGAGUCUAUGUUUAUGACACAGCACAGAUGGAACAAGAUGAAUAUGACGUCCUACCAUCACGCAAUCCUCCUUCGGCCACUUUGCAGGAGAUUUACGACGUGCCUCCAACUCGAGGAGGAAUGGAAUCUUCUAGCAAUCAGUAUGGGCAAGAGGUUUAUGAUACACCUCCCAUGGCAAUGAAGGGUCCAAACAGCAGAGAUAAAUCACAGGAAAUCUAUGAUGUGCCCCCCAGUGUUGAAAUGAAUCUACAACACCAGAUCCAUUCUCAACAAAUGGUCUACGAUGUUCCCCCAUCUGUGAGUAAGGAUGUCCCAGAUGGGCCAGUCUCUGAAGAUACAUAUGACAUUCCACUGAGGUUUUCCCACAGGACCACCAAGGGGACAGAUUCCAUGAGAUAUACCAUUCCACCUCAAACCCCAGCAGCACAUGAGGGCUAUCCAAUCGAUGAUGUGUAUGACGUGCCUCCACUGACGGUGAAGCUAACGGACCCUUCCAACAACCAGGAAAUCUAUGACGUUCCUCCAAGCCAGAAGAUACUGGGUGGAUAUCAGACGAAUGUGCAGGAUGUGUAUGAUUUCCCACGGGAUCUUGGUGUUCCAGCUUCUGGAGGCAAGCUCACCAUGAACGAGGAACCUGAGGGCGAUUAUAUUUAUGACGUGCCACCUCAGGUGUGUAGAGAUGCCACAACAGAAGAAAUGACCAACAAUCACAAGAGACAUUCAGCAUCCAGCACGGGCAGCACAAGGAGCAAUAUUUCAACUUCCUCACUCGACGUCAUUCCUGUGAAAGAGUCUUCCAUCUCGCCCAAGCCAAGUAGUAAAGAGCUCAACUUGGACCUGGAGGUAGCGAUGGAGAUCUUGGCGAAGCAUCAGCAAAAUGUGGAGAGCUCCAUUUCCUACCUCAUGUCCUUCAUUGUUACCAGCUGGAGGAGCCGUGAGCACAUGGAGACCAAUGUACAGAACAUCAAGACGGGGGUGGAGAGAGUAAAGAAUUCCGUGAAGGACCUUCUGGAAUUUGCCCGUGGCGCUGUGGCAAACUCCACCCAGGCAACUGACCGCACAUUGUACACAAAGUUGAGCAAACAGGUGCAGAAAAUGGAAGAGAUCUACCAGCUUCUCCUCAAACACAGUCAGGCUUUGGACAACUGUAACUGGGCGCUGAAUGUUCUCAUCAUGAACAAGCAAAGCUCAGCUGAUGAUCUGGACCGAUUUGUGAUGCACUCACGGGGUAUCCCCGACGAUACAAAGCAGCUCGCCUCUUUCCUUCAUGGCAAUGCUUCAUUGCUCUUCAAACGGACAAAGUCACAGCCGGGAGACAACAAGAGUGCAGUGCCUCCUGCUGGUCAUGAGAGCGGCAGCCACUCGACAAAUAACAAUAACAUAUCCAACCAUCAGGCAGGUCUAUCAGACAAGGCCAAUAUCCAGGCAAGGCCCCUCCCAUCGCCACCAAGAUAUACAGCUGAAGAGUCACCUGACACCCAGUAUGACAACAGUGGCAGCGGAUGGAUGGAGGACUAUGACUAUGUUCACUUACAGGGUAAAGAAGAGUUUGAGAAAACGCAGAAGGAGUUGUUAGAGAAGGAGAAUAUCAUACGGCAAGGGAAAGCUCAGCUGGAGCAGCUGCAGGUGAAACAAUUUGAGCGUCUUGAGCAGGAAGUAACGAGACCCAUUGAGAACGACCUCUCAAACUGGACCCCGACGCACCAAUAUGGACAGGUUAAGAGCAAGCUGAGCCCCUCAGACAAGCAGCUGCUAUUGUUUUACUCGGAACAGUGCGAGUCGAACAUUACCACAUUAAUCAAUGCCAUCGAUGCCUUCUUCACUUCCAUUAAUACCAAUCAACCUCCGAAAAUCUUUGUGGCUCACAGCAAGUUUGUCAUUCUCAGUGCCCACAAGUUGGUGUUCAUCGGGGACACACUGUCUCGUCAGGCUAAAUCGCAAGAGGUUCGCAAUAAAGUUACACACUACAGCAACCUCCUCUGUGAGAUGCUAAAACAUAUUGUUAUCACAACCAAGACUGCAGCCUUGCAAUACCCAUCUGGCUCUGCUGCCAAGGAGAUGAUAGACCGAGUCACUGAACUGUCUCACUGUACACAACAGUUCAAGAUGAUGCUGGGACAGUUAGCCGCAAUGUAAGGAUGCAAAUAAAUCUACAUCUUGAGACUGAAAGAAUUGACAGCUGUAAAUGGACUAUUGUAAAUAUUAACCCAUGAGAUGACCAUACAGGGAAAAGUACUUUUUCUUUUUGGUUAGAUUGUGACAUUUCUUAUUAAUCAGCAAGAUAUUUAAAUUCAAAACUAUGUAGUAGUUCCUUUUGUUUUUCUUCUCGAAGUUCUUUUCAAUGUUGUGUUCUAUAAUAUGAAAUGGAAGUAAUUAUUUUCAUUGCUGAUUUUAGAUCGUGGACGUAUGGGUUCUAUUUUAAAACUUCAUUAAAAAUGAGUGGAGAAUUACUGGACCAUUAAAAAUAGAUGGAGAGCAAUUUUCUACUGUGACAAUUAACUAAGUCACUUUUUCAUUGUCAUGGGGCUGUUUUAAUUGAUGAAACGUCUCUGCUGAUUGAAGAGUUCUAAUUCUGGAUAACGCAUCAUUAAUGACCUGUCAAAGAAAAGUCAAAGAGGAUGAGGAGCUAACAGGUGCAGCAUGUAGCUAAGUUAUCCUACGCGUUUCAUUAAAUGUUUAAACAAAGUAAACGGUAUUAAUGUUUUCCAAUUGUUUUGGAUCAUACCUCACUUGGGCACUAUGCUUUCCAUUGCAUUUCAAUAUUUUCCAUUUGUGCAAGCCCACAGCAGAAAAUGCAAAUGAAUUGGUGCCUUGAAAUAAUUAAAAGCUUCUGCUGGUGAACAGAGCUAAAGUCAUUUGUAGCUUCUAUUCACAAUGAAAUCUCAUGGUGUGGGGGAAGCAAAAAUAAAACUGACUUUCAAUGAUAUUUUAGUGACCUAUUUAAGUUUGUGGUUUUCUUUAUAUGGAGGUGUAUAAAACAAUCGUGUUUAACAAUUUGCUAUAAUUAUAUUUGCCAAAAUAAUGUGUUGAACAGACCAAGUUGGGUUUCAGCUGAAACAAUGACUGGAAAAGUACAAGAACUUCCAUUUGAACCUUUUUAACCAAAGCCUGCCCCAGGGGCAUCAGUCUCAACCAGUGUUGUUGGAGCAGUAAUAUAACAUCAACUUGCUUCAGAGCUGACAGCCUUUGAUCAGUCAAUGACUGGAGACAAUAAUCCAUUACAUACAAUAGUUAGUAUCCCCUUUACAUUGCAGAAGAAUUGCUGACAGUUGCAGUUAUUUGGAUAUAACCUUCUCAAAGAAGCUUGCUGGAGCUUUAGUUAUCCAAUCUGCAUGUGGCAACACCUUACACUCUCCAGGUUUUGUUUUUAUAUAUAGAAAAUUUUAUGUAUGUUUGAAACUUAAGUCGCUGAUAUUUGAUGUAAUUGGAGGGUUAUAACCCUGUAAGAAAUGUACCUUUGUAUAUGUCUGCACAUUAUAUGAAUAUAAGCAACUGUGUUUGACAAAUCCUGGUCAAAGACUCUUAAUCUCGCUUCUGUGAAAAACUAGAAUUCUGUAGCCAGUUUCUCCUCUGAGGAUCGUUGGGUGCUCUGACUAUGAUGUGUGUCAUGUACUGACCUGUAAAAUAUUAGGACUGAACAGAACAAUGUAAGAUUCUCAAACCUCUGAGCGCAACUGCUCCUCUGCAAUAACUACUAUGUUUCCAAUGCGUGGUGUCUCUCAAUACUGUCCAAUGGCAGCACAGUUGACACAGCACUGCUUCAGUAAGUUAAUCGUUAGAAAUUAUCACCCUUAAAUAUAUAUGUUAAAAGUAAUCCAAAUGAUGGGUUAAGAAUUGCAAUGUAAAAGGGGUUAAAAGUGAUCUUGACGUUAAUAUUCAUCAUUGGAGCUUUUGCAGUCAUGCUAGAAAUCCCCCCGAUUAGUCUAAAAAUUAUUUUGUAUUCUAUCCUUUUAUUUUGUUUCUGGUCUUAACAUUAUGGUGAAAGACUACUGUAAAUGUGAUGUAUUCUUUACGAUGCAUAAUGGUUCAUAUCUAUAAGAAGUUUUAUUUCUCUUGCACGGUGGUUGGUUUACGGUGGCUGUUGACUUUUGUAUUAUAUUCAACUGGAUUUAUUUUUAAUUAUUAAACAGGCUUAAGAACCAUGAAA
Chiloscyllium plagiosum (whitespotted bambooshark) is the source of this 5911-nucleotide messenger RNA. RefSeq names its product BCAR1 scaffold protein, Cas family member (gene bcar1). The record is from RefSeq and is a predicted model, not a curated record. Gene Ontology annotation, cellular component: cytoplasm; plasma membrane; focal adhesion. NCBI's taxonomy places the organism in Eukaryota, Metazoa, Chordata, Chondrichthyes, Orectolobiformes, Hemiscylliidae. Gene Ontology annotation, molecular function: protein binding. Gene Ontology annotation, biological process: cell surface receptor protein tyrosine kinase signaling pathway; cell migration.